Ctenopharyngodon idella (grass carp) is the source of this 900-nucleotide messenger RNA. RefSeq names its product trace amine-associated receptor 13c. The record is from RefSeq and is a predicted model, not a curated record. Gene Ontology annotation, cellular component: membrane. NCBI's taxonomy places the organism in Eukaryota, Metazoa, Chordata, Actinopteri, Cypriniformes, Xenocyprididae. Bases 1 to 900 code for a protein of 299 amino acids. Gene Ontology annotation, molecular function: trace-amine receptor activity. Gene Ontology annotation, biological process: G protein-coupled receptor signaling pathway. The transcript is spliced from 2 exons.
AUGGCCUAUGAUAAGGAUCAUGAAACUCAAUACUGCUUUCCUGCCAUCAACUCAUCAUGUUUCAAGAAGCUUCACACUCCAACAAACCUGCUCAUUCUCUCUCUGGCUGUGGCCGACCUGCUUAUUGGACUUAUUGUGAUACCCAUAGAGGGCAUCAAACAAAUUGAGACGUGUUGGUACUUUGGAGACACUUACUGUGGACUGUUUGUAAUUAUUGUUAGGUUGCUUCUUUCUACAUCUCUUAGUAAUUUAGUUUUAAUUGCUGUUGAUCGUUAUGUGGCUGUGUGUUACUCUUUAUUGUACCCACAGAAAAUAACCAUAACUAAAACCUUAACAAGCAUCUGUCUCUCCUGGUUUUGCUGUUCAGUUUACAAUAUUUGGUAUGUAAUUAGUAACGGAUAUUUUAACAUCUCAGACAAAACAAUGUGUUACGGCCAGUGUAUGGUUUUGAUUACUCCUGCUUGGAGAAUCACUGAUUUGAUCAUUUCCUUUUUAUUUCCUUGUACUGUGAUAAUCACUGCAUAUUUGAGGAUAUUUUAUGUUGCACAUCAGCAAGUGAAGGUUAUUAACUCUCAAAUGAAUGGUGUAAAAUGUGUAAUGGAACUUUCAGUGAGGAGGAAAUCUGAGAGCAAAGCUGCUCUGACAUUAGGAAUCAUUGUGACAGCUUAUCUGCUUUGCUGGAUUCCAUUCUACAUCUGUUCUCUAACAAAAACCACAACUAUUUCAUCCACUACAAUGACAUUGCUAGUAUGGACCUUUCAUAUAAACUCAGGUCUGAAUCCUAUUGUCUAUGCUUUAUUUUACCGCUGGUUUAAAAUAUCAGUUAAACACAUCCUAACUCUUAGAAUAUUUCAGCCAGCAUCCUCUCUGAUGGACAUUUUUACAGAAUGUCAUUCAUGA